UUAGGGUUUAGGGUAAAUUCUUCAUUAAGGCAGUCAGCUUAUCUAUCAAAAAGGGGAAGUUAAAUCAGUUUCAAGAGAUGCCGGAAUGUUGAGGGACAUGGACCAGCUGACUUCAUCUCCUGUGAGGAGUUUUUUAGGCUUCACCUGCUUCUCCAUCAGAGAUCUCCUCAGGACCAAUGAGCCUCAGCUUUCCCUCAGCCUCAGGUCUGCGGACGGAACGAGCGAGGUCGGGGAGGUGAAGCUGGGUCGUCUGCAGAUGAGAGACAUGGAAAACAGAGAGGGGGAGGACACCACUUCAGACAUCCUACACAAGUGUCCUCUCCUGUGUGAUUCCCUCCAUGGCUCCAUGCACGACAGAGACAACAGUCCCAUGAUGAGGGCAGUGUUCAGGAGCACAGUCUGUAAAGUGUACCGGUUCCAGACCGAAUCUAGCAGGUGGAUGCUGGUGAGAGAACAGAUGAGCGAAAGCCCUCUGUCCUCCAGUCUACCCAAACAGCUUCUGUCCUGCUACAUACAAGAGGACAUGAGGAGGGUCCAGGAGCUUUGUGACCUGUGUGACCUUUCACCCUACUGGGAUCGGUUAAGGACUGAUGUUAUCGCCCACUACAGUCAGCUGAUCAGCACCUACCAGGAAACACUGACAGAACUCAACAAACUAACAGGCUCGUCCUGCUCCUUUAAGGCCAGCUGUAGUAAGAGUGACAGAUAUCUAGAGUUUAUACCUGUCAACCUGCACACACAGAGGAUGCAGGUUACCUGCUCACGGAGAACAGUAUGGUAUGAUGUUGUGACAGUAGGAGCACCAGCUGAUCACUACCAGGGGUUUAAACACGGUGGGCUACAGAGGCUGCUCAACAAACCAGACAGCGACAACAAGAGUGUUAGUGCAGCAUAUUGUUGUAUCUCCUACUCACCAGAGGAGAGCUCCAGAGCCAGGGAGGUACUGAGUAGUGUCUCCCAGCUCCAGCCUCUCAUCUCUGGGCUAACUGAGGAGCUACUGCAGGCUGCUCUGGAAGUCAACUCCCAACGACUACAGAACAUACUGCACAGCCUGGCACACAGGACUGAACAGUUUGUUCACGCUCUGAAAGAUGAGCUGGUAAAGAACGCCCUGUUGGCUCUCCACACCGCAAGGCCCGCCUACCACCUCAGCAACGGACACGCCCAUGUUACCCACGGCAAUGGGACGGGUCCCAGGCUCUCCUCGGCCAAUCAGGACGGGUUACGGCCGUCGAUAUGGCGACAGGAAUCCAUCCCCCAACACACGGAGUAUGACGAGGAAGAAGAGUGGGACAGGGUGUGGGCUAACGUUGCUAUGAGUCUGAACUGCAUCAUCGCCAUGGUGGACCGGCUACAGGAGAGGGAGAACAGGAAACAGGAAGUGACCUCACAGACACAGAAUGAUGUCACCACCACCUCACACAACACUGACUCUUCCCGCGCUCCUUGGCAGGCCUCUCUCGCCCCCCUUCCAGACUCUUCCCGCGCUCCUUGGCAGGUCUCUCUCGCCCCUCUUCCAGACCUGUCCCCUUCGUGGCAAGAGCAACUCCUCCCUCUCGUUGUGACUCUGAAGGAGUGUGUGAGUGACGCGGUGGAGAGGGCCCGGUGUGCUAUGACCUUUGUCCUCCUACAGGGGGCAGCAGCAUCAGCCUGCCACGGUCAGGCCCUGACACACAGACGAGAUGCUGUCUUCAGCCAGGCUCUGUGUGCGGUGGUGUGUGGGUUUGUAUUGAGGCUGUACUCGGGUCUGGAGGAUAAAGGCUUCCUGCUGCAGCUCUGUGAGGUUGGGCUCAUCACACAGUUUGAAGGACUGCUCAGCACCUACAGUGAUGAGGUGGGUAUGUUAGAGGAUAUGGAGAUGGGGGUAUCAGACCUGAAUAGAGUCUCCUUCAAAAUAACUGAAGCCAAAUCAGAACAACCCACAGAUCUACUGCCCUCUGUCACUGGACUACGGGGUUGUUUUUGUGUGGAAGUCCCCUUGCCGUCGGAGACGUACCUGUUGUUACCAGGGGAACUGAGAGAUGGGCGGGACUUAAGAGUUCACCCGUUACUGUUUAACAUCGGCAUCAACCAGCAACAAAGUCUAGCCGAGAGGUUCGGAGACAGUUCUCUCCAAGAAAGGAUCAACCUCAGAAGCUGUGAGAUGUUGAAGUCCUACUACAAGACCCUGAGAGACAAACUACCCAACUUGACCCUGCCCUGUUCCCGGUCCCCGUUAGCUGUGGAGGACUUGUUGUGUUCUCUGGAGCAGUCUCUGGAGAUGAAGAAGAGGAAGAACGUCGAGGUCCUGUGGCUCGCUGCCUCCGUGUGUAGGAGGUUGAAUGGCGUCAGGUUGACCAGCUGUAAAAGUGCCAAAGACAGGACCUCCAUGUCUGUGACUUUAGAACAGUGUAUGUUGCUCAGAGACGAACACACACUCAGCAAGGAGCACUUUAACAGAGCACUGGACUGCAUGAGGAGGGAGGGCUGUAGGAUGGAGAACGUUGAGAAGAACAUCAGAAGCAGGAAGUAUGCUUUCAACACCAUCCAGCUGAAGACCUUCCCUAAACCCUACCGCCCUCCGGAGGGCACCUACGGGAAAGUAGACACUUAGGAGGAGGACGAGAGAGAAGGGGUGGAAUGAUUGAGGGAUGAAUGAAGGAUGGAUGGAUGGAUGGAGAACUAUAGAGGGAUAGAAGGAUGAAGAAACUGGAAAAUAGACACUUAGGAGGAGGACGAGAGAGAAGGGGUGGAAUGAUUGAGGGAUGAAUGAAGGAUGGAUGGAUGGAUGGAGAACUAUAGAGGGAUAGAAGGAUGAAGAGACUGGAAAAUAGACACUUAGGAGGAGGACGAGAGAGAAGGGGUGGAAUGAUUGAGGGAUGAAUGAAGGAUGGAUGGAUGGAUGGAGAACUAUAGAGGGAUAGAAGGACGAAGAGAUAGAAGGACGAAGAGAUAGAAGGAUGAAAAGCCUGGAAAAUGACAUGGAGGGAAGUGUUGUAUGUUUAAUUCUAUAAAUAUUGAGUUUGACAAAAUAAUGAAAAACAUUUUUAAAAGCU
Messenger RNA from Oncorhynchus gorbuscha (pink salmon), 3035 nucleotides. Its product is annotated as type II inositol 3,4-bisphosphate 4-phosphatase-like. Bases 86 to 2593 code for a protein of 835 amino acids. Lineage: Eukaryota; Metazoa; Chordata; Actinopteri; Salmoniformes; Salmonidae. The transcript has 19 exons. Gene Ontology annotation, molecular function: phosphatidylinositol-3,4-bisphosphate 4-phosphatase activity. Gene Ontology annotation, cellular component: cytoplasm. The record is from RefSeq and is a predicted model, not a curated record.